ACAGCAGCGGGCUGUGUCAGCGAUUGAGCAGAGCUGGAGGCACACCUGUUGGUGAGGUGCAGGUGAGCCGGGGGGGAUUGGCUAUAGACAACUUUGCAGACUAAGGAUUUUAGUUGAGCAGCAGCAGCAGCGCUAAAGGUGAAUUGCAAGGACUUUGUUUAACAAUGGAAUUUGAUCACAUAAAGUCGUCGGCCGCACUCAUUUAUGAUGAGUUCAUCCAAAAUGCAGACAGACGGACAGGGUCCUGGUUGCUUAUGUCGUCUCCUCUCCCCCAAACGAUCAUCAUCGCAGCGUACAUUUACUUUGUCACAUCACUGGGGCCACGGAUCAUGGAGAACCGCAAAGCCUUUGACCUCAAAGGAGUUCUCAUUGUGUACAACUUCAGCGUGGUGGCUCUCUCACUCUACAUGUGCUAUGAAUUUGUGAUGUCCGGAUGGGGAACAGGAUACUCCUUUCGCUGUGACCUGGUCGAUUACUCCGACUCGCCACAGGCUGUGCGGAUGGCAGCAACAUGCUGGCUUUACUACUUCUCAAAGUUCAUUGAGAUGUUGGACACAAUCUUCUUUGUACUGAGGAAGAAGAAUAGCCAGGUGACAUUUCUUCAUGUCUACCAUCACUCAAUCAUGCCUUUCACCUGGUGGUUUGGAGUUCGGUUUGCAGCAGGUGGUCUGGGGACAUUCCAUGCCCUGCUUAACUGUGUUGUCCAUGUUAUCAUGUACUCAUACUAUGGCCUGACUGCCAUGGGCCCCAGCUACCAGAAGUACUUGUGGUGGAAGAAAUAUCUCACUACGAUUCAGCUGAUCCAGUUUGUUAUGGUGACCAGCCACAUCUCCCAGUAUUUCUUCAUAAAAGACUGCCCCUACCAGUUCCCUAUCUUCGUCUACAUCAUCGGCCUGUAUGGCCUGAUUUUCCUGUUCCUCUUCCUUAACUUCUGGUACCACGCCUACACAAAGGGCAAGAGGCUGCCUAAAGUGCUGCAGGCUCAGACAUGGGGACACCACAGCAACGGAGUUAUGAAUGGAAACGCCAGUCAUGAAAAGGAUGAGUGACGCAAGCCUCUGCUCAUCAAGGGGUUUGGGGGUUGACCUCAUUUACGUAAGCAAACCACUGCAUUCCGAGAUACAACCCCAAUUUGUUUGGACUGUAUUUUGAUUGCUUUUUCUACUUUACACUGCAGAAGACAAUCUUUAAAUUAUGACCAAAGCUCUAUUUAAGAGGUUUAUUGACUCAAGCUGAUGGCAUUGUGUUUUUUUAAUUCUUUUUGUUUACACUCAAGGUAAAGCCCCAAGUUAUGCUAUACAAGUGUCCCUCCUUUAUCCGCUACAUUAUGGUUUGGAAAAAAUUGUACGUGUCAGAAAUUGAGUCCAUUAUUCACACUGAAUGUUGAGAUUUGCCUAUGGUGAGACUGUAGGACCCUAAACUGUACAAUACAGUCCUACUGGGCCUCCCCAAAGCUUCUAAUGGUGAGAUCGUGUGUUUGUGUUUUUUACUCUUGUGAGUUGAUCUUACUUCGCAGACUUUUUAGGAAAUCCAGUUUAAUUUAUACACUGAAAGGUUGUUUAUUUCACUUGCCCUAAAAUGACGUUGACUGUUCUGAGUUGAUUAUGGUGUUUAGGCUACACAUAUCCUGUUAAGGUCUUUAAAUGGUUACAUGAAUGCAGAACAGGGUGUCCUUUUUUUUUUUUUUUUUUUUUUUUUUUUUUUUGGAUCACACAGGCAUACCCAAUUCUCAAUGGCUUGAGUCACAACACUGCUGAUGGUAGACAUCCAGUGAAAAGCAUUAUGUUUUAUACUGUGGAGUCAAUGUAUUCUCUCUACUUAAAUCUCCUAUGAAGUGAUGGUGUGACUGAGAUGCCAGAGAGGGAAGCAGAUGAACCACUAGUUCUUGCAGGAUUCAGUGCAGAGCUGGCGUCUUACUGAGGCAUAUUGCAAGUAACACUUACAGGAUGCAAUAUGCACAAUCGCAUGGAUUUCGCUAUUCAGCCAGACCACAAGUUUGCCUGUGCUGUGUUUUGUUUUUUUUUUUUUGUUUUUUUUUAAAGUAUUUUGCGUCAUGUGUUGAAACUCUGUGGCUAACAGGGUCUUCCGAUGACCGGAGUCAGGCAGUGCCUUUGGACCGAGGUCUGGAGUAGAUUUAUAUCUGGUUACGAUGAUCUUAAACUGAAAAGUGAAUGUAACUCUGCUCCUCUGGUGACUAGGACACAGGAUCACGCUUGACAUGGGGGUUGAAGAGUUCCACCAUUUUUAUUCAGGUGCAAUCCCAUGUUAACAAAAUGUACAGAGGCAGUAAAAACAAAUGGGAUGAACAUUAUUUUUCAGUUCAUUGUCAAAUCCCUUUAUACCAAUAGUUAAUACCCUAAGUUAUGUGACAUGAAAUGUUUGUCUUUUUAUGUAUUUAUAUAAAAUAAAUUACUAGUGUACAUGAA
Molecule: messenger RNA, 2426 nt
Organism: Micropterus salmoides (largemouth bass)
Lineage: Eukaryota; Metazoa; Chordata; Actinopteri; Centrarchiformes; Centrarchidae
Gene: elovl7a
Product: ELOVL fatty acid elongase 7a
Exons: 8
Coding region: 165-1049 (294 amino acids)
Biological process (GO): very long-chain fatty acid biosynthetic process; fatty acid elongation, monounsaturated fatty acid; fatty acid elongation, polyunsaturated fatty acid
Cellular component (GO): endoplasmic reticulum membrane; endoplasmic reticulum
Molecular function (GO): fatty acid elongase activity
Source: RefSeq, a predicted model, not a curated record